Emys orbicularis (European pond turtle) is the source of this 3591-nucleotide messenger RNA. It is a transcript of the gene SORBS2, whose product is annotated as sorbin and SH3 domain containing 2. Gene Ontology annotation, biological process: Notch signaling pathway. Gene Ontology annotation, molecular function: protein binding. The transcript is spliced from 20 exons. Gene Ontology annotation, cellular component: neuronal cell body; synapse; dendrite. Bases 37 to 3591 code for a protein of 1184 amino acids. NCBI's taxonomy places the organism in Eukaryota, Metazoa, Chordata, Testudines, Emydidae. The record is from RefSeq and is a predicted model, not a curated record.
CCAGAUAGCGGUGGCUGUGCUCGCAAACGUGCUGCAAUGUCUGUCACAUUAACAGCUGUGAAGAGAGUUCAAAGUUCUCCAAACCUAUUGGCUGCAGGACCUGAUUCUCAGUCUCCAGAUUCAGCUUGGACAUCUUACAAUGAUGGAGGUAGAGAGACAUUGAAUGGAGACGCUAGUAGUUCAUCUCUUGCAGCAAAAGGCUUUAGAAGUGUCCGGCCAAACCUACAAGAAAAGAAGUCGCCAACUCAGGCCCAGAUAACAGUGAAUGGGAACUCUGGCACUGCUGCCAGUCCAAUGAGUCACUUUCAAAGGCCUUUUUCCCCUUCUUCAGCUUACUCUCCACCAGCUUCACUCAAUUCAAACAUUAUCAUGCAGCAUGGCAGGAAGAUGGACUCCACAGAGACAUACUCACAGUAUGGUCAGUCUGUUGGCAGCAGCACCACUCCCAGUACAAUACCAAUCUGUAGAUCUUCAGAGGAAGAGAAGAAAGUCACAGUCAUUAGAGCACCACAUUAUGCAGGGAUUGGCCCGGUAGAUGAAUCUGGAAUCCCAACAGCAAUUAGAACGACAGUUGACCGGCCAAAGGAUUGGUAUAAGACAAUGUUCAAGCAAAUCCAUAUGGUUCACAAGCCUGAUGACGGCACAGACAUGUAUAAUGCUGCAUAUGCAUAUAAUGCUGGUAGUUACAGCCCAUCCCUCCCCGCUCAGUCACACCCUGCUGCAAAGACACAGACAUACAGACCAUUGUCUAAAAGCAUUUCUGACAAUGGCACUGAUGCCUUUAAGGUCUCUUCCCCGAUACCUCCUCCACAUGUACCACCUCCAGUCCCACCGCUUCGUCCAAGAGAGAGGUCUACACCCGAAAAAAAUGACUGGGAUCCUCCUGACAGAAAAGUAGAUACCCGCAAAUUCCGUUCUGAACCAAGAAGUAUUUUUGAAUACGAGCCGGGGAAAUCAUCAAUUCUUGAACAUGAAAGACCGACCUCCUUAUAUCACCCUUCUCCAGACAAAGGCCUGGACAGACCUUCUAGUUCUGCAAGUGACUACAGAAAAAGGAGGAAGUCGGAGCCUGCUGUAAGUCAUCAGAGGGUGCACAGUGAUCAAAAUGCAAACAGGACUAGCCUGGGCCAUGCAGAUAUGCAGGGCACAUACACUACCCUUAGAAAGCCUUUAACUAGCUCUUCUCCUUCUUCUCCAUCAAGAGCAAAAGGUGGAGAUAUUAGCCAAGUGUAUCCAUCCCUUUUCAGUUAUUCAGUGCACAACCACAACACUUCAAAUGAAUUAGAUUAUUGUAGCUCUUAUAGACAGCAUUUGGCUGUUCCAAGUGAUUCAAGAAGGGCAAUCCAUUAUAAGAAUGGCUGGCAAAUGACUCGUCAGAAUGCAGAAGUCUGGAGCAGCACAGAAGAAACUGCCUCUCCCAAGCGGAAAUCUCGUAGCUGCGAUGAUCUGUUAACUGAUGAUCACGAUAGCUUUCCUGAUGCACAGGCCAAGUCUGAAAGUAUGGUAUCUCUCAUUUGCGAGGAGGAUUCCAAAGGCAGUUGCUCAUUGACCUGGGCCUCCCCAUAUGUUCCUGAGAGCCGCGGUACUAGUCGGUCAAGAAUUCGUCAUAGAUCUGCACAUGAUACCCCAGGAUUCCUAAAAAUGUAUAAGAAGAUGCACCGCAUCAAUCGCAAGGACUUGAUGAAUUCUGAGGUGAUUUGUUCUGUAAAGUCCAGAAUAUUACAGUAUGAAAAAGAACAGCACAAAGGUAUGCUUCAGGGCUGGAGAGAGUCUUCUACUGAGGAGGUGCCCAGGGACAUGGUGCCUACCAGGAUAUCCGAAUUUGAAAAAUUAAUUCAAAAAUCAAAAUCAAUGCCGAAUUUAGGUGAUGAAGCAUUAUCAACAGUAACACUAGAGCCUCCUAAAAAUGGCUUAUGUUCAAAGCGGCGAUUUUCUAUUGAGUCCCUGCUGGAGGAGGAAAAUCAAGGUAGACAUGCCAUUCAAAUACAACGCAACUGCAAGCCUAAAACGCUGGUGCCAAUUCAUAUUGAAGUGACCAGUGAUGAACCACAAAGAUCGCAUCUGGAGUUUUCUGACAGUGAUCAAGAUGGAGUGGUCUCUGACCUCAGUGACUUUAUCCAGAUAGAAGGCUCAUCCUUUUGUAGUGAAAGUGACUUUGACCACUUUUCCUUUACGUCUUCUGAGAGUUUUUAUGGAUCAGGCCACCAUCACCAUCAUCACCACCAUCACCACCACCACCACAAGCAUCUCAUCAGCUCCUGCAAGGGGCGAUGCCCAGCAUCCUACACCCGCUUCACCACCAUGUUAAAGCAUGAAAGGGCUAAACAGGAAAGUACUGAAGAUCCAAGGAGACAAGAAGCAGAAUCUGGUCUCUCUAAGAUAGCAUUCCUAGUCAGUCCAGUGCCUUUCCGGAGGAAAAAAAGUUCAGCCCCUAAAAAACAGACUGAGAAGACUAAAUGCAAAUCAUCUGUGUUCGACGCACUAGAUUCUGCUCUUAAAGAUAUCUGUGACCAAAUUAAAGCAGAAAAGAGAAGGGGAAGCUUGCCUGACAACAGUAUAUUACAUAGACUUAUUACUGAAUUGCUUCCAGACAUACCCGAAAGGAAUUCAUCUCUUAAAGCUCUUAGAAAAAGUCCCAUGCACCAGCCUUUUCAUCCACUGCCUCAAGAUGGUGCCAUUCAUUGUCCACUGUACCAAAAUGAUUGUGGAAGACUACCUCUUAGUGCCUCUUUUCAAGACAUGGAUACAACCAACAACAACAAGCAAGACAAUGAUAGUGCACUGUUAGACCAGGAGUCUCCUGGGAGCUAUUCUUCUGCUUUGACUGAUGUGGGUCGAUGUACUCCACGGGAGAGAAGAGGAAUUCCAGACAGAGAGAGGCUGCCAGCUCGAGCUGUAUAUGACUUUAAGGCUCAGACCUCUAAGGAACUGUCCUUUAAGAAAGGAGAUACUGUCUAUAUCCUCAGGAAAAUAGAUCAAAACUGGUAUGAGGGAGAACACUACGGAAGAGUUGGAAUUUUCCCAAUUUCUUAUGUUGAGAAACUUUCUCCCCCAGAAAAAGCACAGCCUGCCAGGCCACCUCCUCCAGCACAAGUUGGAGAGAUUGGAGAAGCUAUUGCCAAAUAUAAUUUCAGUGCAGACACAAAUGUGGAACUAUCAUUGAGAAAGGGAGACAGAGUAAUUCUUCUUAAGCGAGUUGAUCAAAACUGGUAUGAAGGUAAAAUACCAGGAACCAACAGACAAGGCAUCUUCCCUGUUUCCUAUGUAGAAGUCAUCAAAAAGAAUGCAUCAAAAGGUGCUGGUGACUACCCUGAUCCUCCAAUACCCCAAAGCUAUUCUAGUGAUAGAAUACACCAUUUAAGUUCAACUAAGCCACAGCGCCCUGUGUUUGCUCAUGAAAACAUACACAGUGGGGGGGAACCGUUUCAGGCUCUAUAUAACUAUACUCCUAGGAACGAAGAUGAACUGGAGCUCAGAGAGGGAGAUAUCAUUGAUGUGAUGGAAAAGUGUGAUGAUGGAUGGUUUGUGGGAACCUCAAGAAGAACCAAAUUCUUUGGUACUUUCCCUGGAAACUAUGUCAAGAGGCUGUGA